AGGUUUUGCUGUGAGAUGUAUACUGAUACAAUGAGCAGUAUUGUAGCUGUUGGACCUGAGCCUAGUAGAAUAGUUUGUCCUUCAUGUCGGGCCACAAUCGUCACUAGAAUAGACCGGAAGGCUACUACUAAGACACAUCUAAUGGCGUGCUUUCUCUUUGUAUUCUUAUGCUGGCCCUGUAUUUGCGUUCCUUACUGUAUGAAUUCUUGUCAAAACGCCGAUCACUACUGCCCCAAUUGCAACGCUUACCUCGGAACAUAUCAAGGUUGAUUCUCUACAAUAAUAUGAAUUCUACAAUUUUAAGGUGUAUGUUUAUGUAUAUCGCUAUAAUUCAUAAUAUUCUCCAAUACACAAUAAAUAAAACGUAGUAAAACUAUGAUCGUUUAUUGCAAUAUAUAGAUCAAAUAUUACGUGGCACUUAAAUGUUCCAUUGUUUGUGUACUAAGUACAUCAUGCUGUCAAAUGUGUUUGAGCAAUUUUAUCAUUACCCGAAAUCACGGCCCAGUGCUCAGUGAAAUGAUUUAAACUAUUCUAAUGUAAGAUUGCGUCAGCCCGAGCAAACUAAACGUACCAAAAUUCGGUACAGCUUCACGUAUUUCUCUUUGUGUGUGGCUUAAAUUUACCAGACGCAGUAAAAUAUAAGUCCAGAGUGGAGUAGAAUAGAGGAAAUAAAGCGGUUAUCUAAAGUCGCGGUGCCGGCCAUCCGCUGUUAGGGUUGCCAGAACAAUUUAAAAUUAUUUCAUUAAGAUGUUGCAAGUGUAAAGCGGAUAGCCGGAUACUCAAACGUUCUAAUUAUGAUAUUUACGAACUUGUUAAAAUCAACAAUAUUUUUUUUAAUAAGUUCGCAUCGAACUAUGUAUAAAAAUUAUAAUCUAAUUUUUAUUCAUUAAGCUUAUGAAAUUAUUCUUUUGAUCUUUGUGAUUUCCUCCCAAAUGGUGGUAUGAUUACUUAAUUUGUAUAGCUUCAUAUCCUUAAAAUUUACGAAUAAAAACACCAGAAGACUACUGUAGAAAUGAAACCAGAAUGAGAUAUAUCAACCCUUGGAAAUUGUUUUAGAAAUCAUAUUUGAGGUAGGUCCUUACGUAUACGCCGAUACAGAUUUGCAAAAUUUCUUCGGAUAUAAAAUAAAAUACUUAAACUAAUACAAGUAAACAAUUGUUAAAGAAUAGAUAAUCUAGUGGCGGUAUACGUAAGUACCUAUACAUCUUAUGCAAACAACCAAACAAUAUAUUUAUAUGUUAUAAGGUUCUAUUUAUUAUGUCAUUUGGAGACCCUAGCUACAAUGUGCUACCAACGUUUAUGAAACGUUAAUGUACAAAAUAUCUUCAAUGGUUUUAUAUUAUUUUGUUAACUAUUUAUCUUUUUUAGAUACAUUAUGUGUAUUUCAAUUUAAUGAUAAGAGUUUUGCUAAUUUAUUUUAUAGCCCAUAAGUUAAAAGGGUUUUUAUUAUUAUUAUUUGUAACAGAUAAAGUUAGUUGUGGUGUUGAAAAUAUACAAUUUAUAUCAAAUAUCAAUCUCGGAAAAAUUGAUCUAGAACUACCUGUCAAUAAGAAACUAAUUGUAUAGUGAGUAAUAACAAUAAAGAAUAUUUUCAAUUA
Pieris rapae (cabbage white) is the source of this 1598-nucleotide messenger RNA. Its product is annotated as lipopolysaccharide-induced tumor necrosis factor-alpha factor homolog. The coding region runs from base 16 to 270 and encodes 84 amino acids. The record is from RefSeq and is a predicted model, not a curated record. Lineage: Eukaryota; Metazoa; Arthropoda; Insecta; Lepidoptera; Pieridae. Gene Ontology annotation, molecular function: zinc ion binding. The transcript has 3 exons.